This is a messenger RNA of Pezoporus occidentalis (night parrot), 7003 nucleotides long. It is a transcript of the gene SMCR8, whose product is annotated as SMCR8-C9orf72 complex subunit. The transcript has 2 exons. Lineage: Eukaryota; Metazoa; Chordata; Aves; Psittaciformes; Psittacidae. Bases 411 to 3212 code for a protein of 933 amino acids. Gene Ontology annotation, molecular function: GTPase activator activity. The record is from RefSeq and is a predicted model, not a curated record. Gene Ontology annotation, cellular component: guanyl-nucleotide exchange factor complex.
CCGUCCCGCUCCUGUUUACCGUUCCGCUCGCCGUUCCGCCCCUGUUUACCGUCCGCUCCCGGUUGAAUUAACGCGAAAGGAUAGCGGCGGCUUAAAAACAACGGUAAAGAAGGAAGGGGGAGGCGGCGGUGUCUCCUUCGCUUCCUGCUGUCGGGGUGAGAGGUGACGGCGUCAUGUGAUCCCAAGAUGGCUGCGGGGCUGCGGCGUCCGUGAGGGCCGGCGGCGGAGCGGGGCCGGCGGGGCCCGGCCAUGGCCGAGGCGUGAGGAGGCGGCGGGACAACAACGGGACACGUGGUGGGGCCCAGCGGUGGGACACGGGCUGCGGUGGGGCCUCCCGUAGGGCCCGGUGGCGGCGGGGGGGGACCGGACGGGGCCUCGCUGCUCCAUGUCGGUCCCGUCCUAAGGGAAAUAUGAUCAGCGCCCCCGAUGUGGUGGCGUUCACCCGGGAGGAGGAGCUGGAGGAUGAGCUGUACAGCGAGCCGCCGCUGCCCGAGGAGUACUCGGUGCCGCUGUUCCCUUUCGCCGGCCAGGGCGCCAACCCCUGGGCCAAGGUGGCCAACUCCAAGUUCAGCCGGGAUUUCAUCCUCAUCUCCGAGUUCUCGGAGCAAGUGGGGCCUCAGCCCCUCCUGACCAUCCCCGAGGAUGCCAAAGUAUCGGGGACUUUCGAUCUCAAUUACUUCUCCCUGCGGAUCAUGUCUGUGGAUUAUCAGGCCUCCUUCGUGGGGCAUCCUCCCGGCUCUGCGUACCCGAAGCUGAACUUCGUGGAGGAUUCCAAAGUGGUGCUUGGGGACUCGAAGGAGGGAGCCUUUGCCUACGUGCACCACUUGACUCUCUAUGACCUGGAAGCCAGGGGGUUCGUGAGGCCCUUCUGCAUGGCGUAUAUUUCUGCUGAUGAGCACAAAAUCAUGCAGCAGUUCCAGGAACUCUCUGCUGAGUUUUCCAAGGCCUCCGAAUGCUUAAAGACAGGGAACCGGAAAGCUUUCGCUGAUGAACUGGAAAAGAAGCUGAGAGAUCUCGACUACACCAGGACCGUCCUGCACAACGAAACCGAGGUGCAGAAGAAAGCCAACGACAAGGGGUAUUACACCACCCAAGCCAUUGAGAAAGCCAACGAGCUGGCCAGUGUGGAGAAGUCCAUCAUCGAGCACCAGGACCUGCUGAAACAAAUCAGGUCAUAUCCCUACAGGAAGCUGAAGGAAUCUGACUUCCACCCUUAUGAGCCGGAGUGUGCGCUGCUGGAUCAGGCCAACGCGGGCUGCGAUCGGGACCCCACUACCUCCGACCCUGCUGAAACUCCCCUUUACACCCAUGUGCCGUCCUAUACCCCCAAGCUUAUCAAAGCCAAGUCUGCCAAAUGCUUUGACAAGAAGCUGAAGACGCUGGAGGAGCUCUGUGAUGUGUAUUUUUUCACCCAAACCCUGGAGCAGUUGCACCAGAUCGAGAGGACUUUCAGAGGGGAUGUGUGCUACCUCCUGACAGAGCAGAUCAGCAGGGCCCUGCUAAAGCAACAGACCAUAACUAACUUCCUCUUUGAGGAUACGUCUUAUCUGGAUGAAAAACCACCUGGAAAACAAUACAGAGGCUGCCAGGGGCACAGUCACGAUGCUAGAGAUGGAAAGUGUGCGGAAGAGUUCCCUGCUCCUACAGUGGUCAUCAGCUUGGGAGCCUACAAGUCCAGCGUGGAGUGCGUGCCCAUCAAGAUGGAGCAGGAAACUGAGGACUCCCAGGAGCCCCAGAUGAGCGAGUCUGUGACGUUUGAGCACCAGGAGAACCUGGAUUACCUGGAUGCAGACCUCAAAGGCAGCAUCAGCAGCGGUGAGAGCAUCGAGGUGCUGGGAACGGAGAAGUCUGCCUCUGGCUUGCCCAAGUCGGAGAGCCAGGCCAGCCUGCCCGUCAGCCCCAGCCCUCAGGUGGCCAGGAGCAAGGUGGGCAGCAGGAGGACCGUCAGCGAGGACAGCAUUGAGGUCCUCAGCACGUGUCCUUCCGAGUCGCUCAUCCCAGAGGAUUUCAAAGCGAGUUACCCAAGUGCCAUUAACGAGGAGCCCUAUGUGGGGGAUGAAGAGGGAGGCCUCCGCUUCACCCCCAGGCUGAACCUGGAUGACGCUGACGAGCAGGAAGAUGUUUCACAGCAGGAGAACUUGGUGCAGGUGGAUUCUGCUUGUUGUAUCGGGAAGGAGAGCCCCAACUUCCUGGAGCCUCUGCCUGACCUGGGCCACAAGCCCUGCGAUGAGGAUGGGGUGGUCCGGAUCCCGCCACAGCCGUACCGGGCAUCCGAGCCGGGGCUGCAUGGGACCUUUGGGAGCUUCCCCUCCCACGAUGGCAUCUCGGGGGGGCUCCUGCCCUACGAGCUUGACUCUCGCUACAUGGCAGGCAGCAGGGAGGUCAGUAAGAGCAGCCUGGAUGAGUGCUCAGACUCCACGAGCUAUAUGAGCAGCGCUGCCUCCACGUGCUCCGACAGGACCCCUUCUCCAGCUCACCCUGCCUGCCAGGGGGCUGACAGGCACAAGAAGAAGGCUGGGCAGAACGCACUGAGGUUCAUCAGGCAAUACCCCUUUGCCCACCCUGCCAUCUACUCCCUGCUCAGCGGCAGGACCCUCAUCGUGCUGGGGGAGGAGGAAGCCAUAGUCAAGAAGCUCGUGACGGCGCUCUCCAUCUUCGUGCCCACCUGCGGCCUUUAUGCCAAGCCUGUGAAGCACUGGGUCACCUCCCCUCUGCACGUUGUGGAUUUCCAGAAGUGGAAGCUGAUCGGGCUCCAGAGGACGGUGUCUCCUGCCGGGGUGAACGUGCUGCACGCCCUGAGCCGCUACAGCCGCUACAUCAGCAUCCUGGAUGCUGACAGCAAGACUCUGCGCUGCCCUCUGUACAAAGGCUCCGUGGUGUCCCGGCUGGCGGAUCACCGCACGCAGAUCAAGCGAGGAAGCACCUACUACAUGCACGUCCAAAGCAUCCUCACCCAGCUGUGCUCAAAAGCCUUCCUCUUCACCUUCUGCCACCAUUUGCACCUUCCCAUCAGCGAAAGGGAACCUGAAGAAUCCAUCGUGAGUCGCAGGAUGAACUUUCUGAAGCUUCAACUGGGCCUGGUCAAUGAAGACAUCAAGAUCGUGCAGUACCUGGCAGAGCUGCUGAAGCUGCAGUACCUUCAGGAGCCCGGGCAGGGGCUGAGCCCUCUGCUCCGCUUUGACUACGUGCCCAGCUUUUUGUACAAGAUCUAGCCUCCUGGGGGCUGUCUGCACUGGGGUCUGACAGAGCUCAUCCCUGCUUCACAUCGCUGUCUGCGGUAGCUCUCAUCCAUCAGGAAGGGGUGAAGAAGCCGAUGUGUUUGUGAGCGUCUCUGCUCCACAGAAAUCCAUGUCUCAGGGACUGGAUUUCUGUUCCCUAUAGCCAAGAACGUAGAUGUUCCAUCACCUGAACCACCGGGCACUCUGUAAAUGUUAGAAGGGGCACUGUUAACUUUUCAUGGCAGCAUCCCAGGGGGAGUAGGGCAUGGAGAGAGGUGGGCUGUGUCGGGGAUCAAUACUAGUGCACAGCCCUCAAAACACCAGUGCUCUGUAUGCUUCUGCCAGAUCCCUAAAUGCUCUUGGUCCCUUCCAUGGAGCCAGGAUGGAGACGUGAAGGUUUUAAUCCACCAGUGUCUCAUGUGAGUGUAGCUCAGAAGCUCCCUGGCAAGGUGGCAGCUUGCAGUUACCCAUCCUUGCUGUGUUUAUCCAAGUUCCCUGGUGCUUCCUGGGACAGGUUGUCCCUGGGUGGGUGGGAGCACAGUGGAAGCACAUGCUUCCCUCCAGAAAGUGUUUUUCAGUUUCUCUCAGCCUUGUUAAGAUCCAGAACGUGGAAGGCUUCACCUGCUGCCAUGAAUGCAGAGCACUGUGCCUUGUAACUUGUCAUGUCCUGUUUGCACCUCUGAGAAGGGUGGGAAAGAGCUGGGAAUCAUCAGAGCACAUGAGGUUGAGGGAGGCCUUUUAAGUAGAGAGAAAGGGGCUGAAAUGAGUUGUGGGGAGCCUCGUUUUUAGGUGCUUUCUGUGAUGGGGGGGAUGGAACAGUGCAAUGAAGUGAUGCUCUGAGGCAGCAGGCUGGUAGAGCAGCUGCCUGGCUGGUGAGGUAUGAGUGCUCAGGAGAGAUCAGGGACGGAUGUACCAGGUAUCUGUAAUAGCUUAUUUUGCUUGGGUUUAUUUCUGGCAUGGAGUUGACUUCUGUGCAGUGUGGCACAGCAGGGUCAGUGUCACCGCAUGCUGCUUCUGGCCUUUGUCCUGUCUCCUAGGGCGCUCCUGGGUAGCUCUGGACGGGGCAGGACUGUUCUCUGAGCCUGGAUGCUGAGGGCUUUUCCUUUCAAAGCUUCUGUGCUGCUGCCUGUGCCAUUAAGGUUGUGCCACUGGAGUGGUGAGAGCCCCACAUUGUUCCUGUCAGUGCUGGGGGCACAGCGCUUCCAUAUGGAGUCUCGGAGGAGAUGCUGCUCCUUGGCCACUCAUACCAGGCUGUGGUCUGUUCUACCCAGUGCUAUGUGGCCAGAGCAGCCCCUGUGGUACUCCUAAGCAAGAAAAGCCUUGCUAGGAAGGUAGCCUUGGUUUUAUUUGUGUUUUAGCACUGAUUAUGGGGGGAGAAGAGCUGCGAUGGUACAAAAUGAGCUGAUGUUGUUUGCUUUGGGUUUAUCUCUUGCUUUAAACCUCUGUUUCUGGUGAUGCUGUGAGGCAGUGCUGGAGGUAAAGGUGAUGUCCCUUCCGAGCCCAGGGAAGGUUCUGUGUACAGACGUGUCACAGACCCACUGAUACUGCUGGGAGAACCACAUCACCCCAAAACCAGUGUCCUAAAGGCAAGGAGGCUCUUUGGGCACCAGCAUCUGCAACUCGGCACCGCUGCUGCCUCUCUCUUCUUUACAUUCAAGGCUGUUUUAAACGUCAGUGUUGUUUCUGGUGGUGCACAGCGAGGUUGUGGUAUACUCUCCAGAGGGAUUUCCAAGGUCAGGGAUUGCGGGUUGAGGUCACAGAGGGGAAGCAGCGUGGCUGAAGGUGAGCAGAGUGCUUGUGGCAGGGCUGACUGCCUUUCAAGCACUUUUAAAGGCCUCUUCCUUUCUGGAUUGUGCCCUUGUGUCGUGUGUGAGCUGGGCCUGCUGUGAAAGACUUCCGUGUCCAUCAAAAAGGUGAUUUGAGGUGUCCCCUGCUCCGUUUGUGUGCACCCAAACGGCUUCCACACCGAAGCUGAGGCGAGAUUCCCCAGGGAAAGAGGCAUCUUGGUGAAUGAGUAAUGCAGGUGACGCGCGAGGGAGUCAAAAGCUCCUGCAUCCCUCCUGGAAUGUGGCUCUGGAGGAGGGCUCAGUGUGGGACCUGCUUUCCUGCUGACUCACUGCUGUCUCCCUCCAGGCUGAUGGGUGAGCUCUUGCUCACAGUGGUCUCGACCUCUGGUGUUCAGCUGCACUCAUAAUGGAUAAAGAACUCAUUGCUCUCUCUGUCAAAGCUGAUGUUCAAGAUCCGUGUUGAGCAAUACUUGCACCACCGCCUGCCUGACCUGCUUCAUCUCCGUGCCACAUCUGGUCGGGGAGGAUGCCCUGGGUACCUCUGUCAUAACAGGAGCUCUGCACUAUCUGCAGCUCUGCUCUCAAGCAGGAGCUGUGGGGAAACACCUCUUGGGGUGUUUGGUCUCCUCAGUCUGGCUUACAGCAGCAACAUGGGCUCUGGGAAAGGGGGAAUUGCGUGGGGCUGUGGCAGCUUGGUGCAGCCAGAGCCUUGCUGCUCGUGGUGCCUCAAUGGCAGCAGGAAUUGGGGGAAGUCUGAGUGCUUUGGGUGGUUUGAGAGCUCAGUUCCUCUUCACUCAGUAAUUUCUCUGUCUGACCCUUCCUCCCGUACAGAGCAGAUCCCUGUACUGGCACUUUAAGACAUUUCCCUCAUCUUCACUGUGGUACCUCACUAGUUUCCAAUAGAAACAGACUUCCACUCCUCGCACUGACAGCUCCCGCAGGGAAUCUUGGCCUGUGUGUGUGCAGCUUCCUCCCGGUGCAAUACUGCCCAUCCCUCCCUCAGCUCUGCAUGGCCCUCGCUGCUUCCCUGCGUGCUGCCAGCAUGUUCCCAUCUCCCGCAUGGCAGCUCCGGCUUCCUCCUCUCGCUGCUGGCAGUCAGGGAGGGGAGGUGUUGAGCCUGAUGGAGCUCCCCUGUUCUAUCCCCUCUGCCUGGGAGGCUCCUGUUCUUCCCCUGCUCUGCUCUAGCCCGGAGCUGCCUGCAGAUCCCAUCCCGAGGAGGGUCAGCCAUAGGAGUAGGCGAUCUCAACCCUACACAGCACUCACUCCUCGGAGAACAGUGCUCGGAUUUACUUCCAUCUGGUAGCAAUCACUUCUGAGCAGCUCCUAAAAGCUGCCUUGCCUUGACAAGGGGAAGUACUGCCUAUACUCUAGCAAUAUUCACCACAUUGUACGGGGUGGGAGUGGUGUUUGAGGGUGGCAGUUGGUGGUUCCAUGUGCCCAGGCCAGUUGUUUGGGUUCUAUUGAGCAUGGGGGGCCCGGAGCCCCCAUUCUGAUGGUGGGUGACAGCCCACGUGGUAGACUUGGUGUCUUGGCAUUACAAAGGCUCCUGGAUUAAGAUGUGAUGGGGAAUUCAAUGCUGCUGAGGGGGAGAGUGCCCCAGGAACACAAUGGUUGAGCAGCACAAUGUACCCCCAUAACAGAGGGGUCCCUGGGAUGUGUUUUAACUGGAAGGCAGAAACAGGGUACCCGGUCCCACCGGCGCCUCGGUGCCAGCACAGGGAUGGGGCCGGGCUCAGAGCCGCCUCUGAGGGCUUGCGAGGAGGCUGUGCUGAAUCCUCUCAUCUCAUUUGAAAGCACUGUAUCCUAUUCCUGCAUGUGGAGUUCAGUGUGCGCGCGUGUGCCUGUGCGUGCUGAGUGCUUGUGGCCAUAGUUGGAGCGAGUGCGAGCGGGAGGAAUCCAAGCAGCACGUGUCAGUGUCGUGGCUGUAAGGGUGUUAAACCCUGGGGUUUAACAAGAUGUCGACACCAAAUGAAGGCGUCUGAAAAAUGUACUUUUAAG